AUGUCAACUGGAGGUCUGCAACUUCGACCAAAUGGUCUGACCCCUCCAACACAGAUGCCCACAUUGAUCUACGGGACGGCUUGGAAAAAGGAUCGCAGUGCAGAACUGGUAUAUACAGCACUCAAAACCGGGUUUCGCGCAGUCGACACUGCGGCGCAGCCGAAACAUUAUCGCGAAGAUCUAGUGGGGGAUGGGGUCAGAAGAGCGAUUGCUGAGGGCAUCGUUAAGCGCGAGGAUCUUUACAUUCAAACAAAAUACACACCAGUGUCAGGACAAAAUCCACAUGACAUGCCAUAUGAUGGAAGUCUUAGUAUAACGGACCAAGUCAAAGCUUCAAUUCACUCGUCUCUCCAGAAUUUUCGCAUUGCAAAAGAUGAUUUGAAUGCUGUCAAUGGCACCUAUAUUGAUACACUAGUGCUCCACUCACCGCUACCUACCAUUGUGCAGACUAUAGAGGCCUGGGUCGCCGCUGAGAGCUUUGUGCCGGACGUUAUACACAACCUCGGAAUAUCGAAUUGCCCUCUUCCGGUACUGAAAGCACUCUGCACUUCGCCUGAGAUCAAAAUUAAGCCGGCUGUGGUUCAAAAUCGCUUUUAUGCAGAUGAAGACUACGACGUGGAAUUGCGCUCGUUUGCUCGCGAAAAUGAUAUCAUAUACCAGUCUUUCUGGACACUGACCGCAAAUCCAGAGCUUGUCAAAAGUGAGCCGGUACUGCAGCUUUCUGAGAAGGCCAGAAUCAGUGUCGCGGCUGCUUUGUACGCUCUUGUGAUCAAUCUAGGAAAGGUUUCGGUGCUUGACGGAACCAAGAGCGAAGUUCACAUGGCAGAAGAUCUCAGAUUGUCUUCAAAAGUUGAGAGAUUCAGUGGAGAGCAUGAGCAAGAAUGGCAGGAUCUGGUCAGCAGCUUUAAACUUCUUAUUGGAGAACUAGCAUGA
This is a messenger RNA of Talaromyces marneffei, 933 nucleotides long. RefSeq lists its product as uncharacterized. The coding region runs from base 1 to 933 and encodes 310 amino acids. Gene Ontology annotation, molecular function: aldose reductase (NADPH) activity. Lineage: Eukaryota; Fungi; Ascomycota; Eurotiomycetes; Eurotiales; Trichocomaceae. The record is from RefSeq and is a predicted model, not a curated record. Gene Ontology annotation, cellular component: cytosol. The transcript has 2 exons.